Messenger RNA from Daldinia caldariorum, 3067 nucleotides. RefSeq names its product NADH-ubiquinone oxidoreductase 78 kDa subunit mitochondrial precursor. Gene Ontology annotation, cellular component: membrane. Lineage: Eukaryota; Fungi; Ascomycota; Sordariomycetes; Xylariales; Hypoxylaceae. The coding region runs from base 217 to 2445 and encodes 742 amino acids. Gene Ontology annotation, biological process: ATP synthesis coupled electron transport. The record is from RefSeq and is a predicted model, not a curated record. The transcript has 6 exons. Gene Ontology annotation, molecular function: iron-sulfur cluster binding; NADH dehydrogenase (ubiquinone) activity.
AAAUAAUCGCAAAUGGGUUUUAGCGCCACUCUUCGAUUCGAAGAAGCAUCCAAUAAUUCCCGACGAGCAAUUCUCCAAACUCCAAAAAGAGACGUCAACCCGUUUCGAAAAGGGACUUACUUUCUUAAUUGUCUACCCAACGAACCCAUCUUGUCCCUACUUCUCUCCCCUCUCCCCUCCACCCCCUUCGUCCCUUGAUUCCGUCGAGACGACACGAUGCUUCGACAAUCUCUGGCUCGUUCGGCUUGGCGGACUGGCAGCCAUGUCGCCAAAUCCUCGAGAUCUUUUUCAGUGACGCCUCGGCGGCCGGCAGAGGUGGAGCUUACCAUUGACGGAAAGAAGGUAUCUAUCGAAGCUGGAUCAGCUUUAAUUCAGGCCUGCGAGAAGGCCGGUGUCACAGUCCCCAGAUAUUGUUAUCACGAGAAAUUAAUGAUCGCGGGAAAUUGCCGUAUGUGCUUAGUCGAAGUCGAACGUGCACCGAAGCCUGUUGCUUCUUGCGCCUGGCCGGUCCAGCCCGGAAUGGUUGUAAAGACGAACUCGCCUCUCACACAUAAAGCCCGCGAGGGUGUAAUGGAAUUCCUCCUAGCGAAUCAUCCGUUAGACUGCCCUAUCUGCGACCAGGGUGGUGAAUGCGACCUUCAGGACCAGUCCAUGCGAUACGGAGCCGACAGAGGCCGGUUCCACGAGAUCGGUGGCAAGCGAGCGGUGGAGGACAAGAAUAUAGGACCUCUAAUUAAAACCUCUAUGAACCGAUGUAUUCACUGCACGAGAUGUAUUCGAUUCGCGAACGAUAUAGCCGGUGCCCCCGAGAUGGGCUCCUUUGGACGAGGAAACGACAUUCAGAUCGGCACAUACUUAGAACAGAACCUAGAUUCGGAGAUGUCCGGUAAUGUAAUCGACCUUUGCCCCGUCGGCGCUCUCACAUCUAAGCCCUAUGCCUUCCGAGCCCGUCCCUGGGAAUUAAAGAAGACCGAGUCGAUCGAUGUGCACGAUGCCUUAGGUUCUGCUAUCCGUGUAGACUCUCGAGGCCUCGAGGUUAUGCGAGUUCUCCCUCGACUCAACGACGAUAUCAAUGAGGAGUGGAUUAACGAUAAGACCCGUUUCGCGUGUGAUGGCUUAAAGACGCAGCGUCUAACUAUGCCUCUGGUACGACGAGAAGGCAAAUUCGAGCCUGCUUCUUGGGAGCAGGCCUUAACAGAGAUCGCGGCAGCAUACCAACAGCUCGCGCCCCUGGGCAAUGAGUUCAAGGCGAUCGCUGGUGAGCUCACUGAGGUUGAGUCUUUGGUUGCCAUGAAGGACCUUGCCAACAAGCUUGGGUCGGACAACCUUGCUCUCGAUAUGCCUUCGGGAAGUCAGCCCCUUCCUCACGGUAUUGAUGUCCGAUCCAACUACCUCUUCAACUCCAAGAUCACCGCUGUCGAGGACGUUGACUACUUACUGCUCGUCGGUACCAACCCCAGACACGAAGCUGCUGGCUUAAACGCCCGUAUCCGAAAGCAAUGGCUAAGAUCGGAUCUGGAGAUCGGUGUCGUGGGUGAGCCGUGGGAGUCGACUUUCGAGUUUGAGCACCUCGGUAAUGAUCUCGCGGCGUUGAAGAAGGCUCUAUCCGGUCCUUUCGGCAAGAAGCUUCAGUCCGCUAAGAAGCCGAUGAUUGUAGUCGGCUCUGGUGUGACUGAUCACCCCGAUGCUAAGGCUUUCUACGAGGUUAUCGGGUCUUUCGUCGAGAAGAACGCCGCAAACUUUCUGACUGAGGAACACAACGGUUUCAACAUUUUACAAAGGGCAGCUUCAAGAGCAGGUGCUUUUGAGGUUGGCUUCACAACACCUUCUCCUCAGGUUGCUGAAACGAAGCCUAAAUUCAUCUGGCUCCUCGGUGCCGAUGAAAUUACUGAUGCCGAUAUCCCCAAGGACGCCUUCGUCGUCUACCAAGGCCACCACGGUGACCGAGGUGCCCAGAUCGCCGACAUCGUUCUACCCGGUGCCGCCUACACCGAAAAGGCCGGUACUUACGUCAACACCGAGGGUCGCGCGCAGAUGACUCGUGCUGCCACAUCAUUACCCGGUGCGGCCCGAACGGACUGGAAGAUCAUUCGAGCAGUAAGCGAGUUCCUUGGAGCACCUCUACCAUAUGACGAUGUCGCCCAGUUGCGCGAGAGGUUAUUCGAGAUCAGCCCGGCACUCGCUUCGUACGACGUUGUCGAACCCACAUCCAUGAAGCACCUCAGCAAGGUGCAAUUAGUAGACCAGAACAAGGGCGCCAAGUCUACUAACGAACCCUUGAAGAAGGUUAUCCAAGACUUCUACUUCACAGACGUUAUCUCCAGAAGCUCGCCGACUAUGGCGCGGUGUUCAGUUGCAAAGGCAACCGGCAACCCCAACAACAACCUCAUGGCCCCCGGUAUGACGGACGACAGGCCGAUGGGUCAGGUCGCCUACGGCGCGUGAGAGGGGGGGAGCGUGUGUAACGCUACGGCUAUCCCGGGCGGUGAUGAACGGGAUUUAAUAGAGACGUGAACCUGGAAAAAGAAAGAAGGGGGAAGAGCUAGCUGGCUGGGCUGGCAGAGUCUAUCUUUGACUAACUAACUGACUGACUGCUAACUUAUCCGCGCUGGCUGGGAAUUGGUCUUCCUCGAUUGUUUUUUUUUUUUGUUCCUUGUCCCCUGGGCGCGCAAAUCCAAUCGCCGGCAUCGCAAACAUGUACAUACAAUACACACACAUAGUUACUAUUUAACCUAACUACCUACCUUAGAUACCUACCUAAGGUUAGGUAGGUAGGUAUUAGUACAGGUUCACGGAAGUAGGUAGAAGAAAGUACAUAAAGCGCACCGAGAAUACCCCAUCCUUUCUCCUGUGCCCCAAGUCCGCUGCAUGGAACUCAUCAUCAGUACGAUACAGUAGACGGGACGAGCUGGACUUGAGUAGCUGAAAAAAAAAAAAAAAAAACCUUGAUAACGAAUUCAACCCCCAGGUUAACUUGAUUCGUCUAACCAACCUUAAGUAGGUACAUAUGAGGUAGGUAGCUAGGUACCUAACCUAAUCUCGUUUGCCAGAAUGAUUUUAAAGUGAC